AUGGCGUUCAGCGCCUGGCUCUCGCCGGUGCAAUGGGCCCGGUGGACCUGGUCGGCGGUGCGGGGCGGGGGCAGCCCCGAGGGGGAAGACGGUGGGACCGGGGAGGAUCCGGCGGCGGAGGGCACGGCUCUGAGCUUCAGCUCGGACUCGGAAGGUAACUUUGAGACCCCUGAAGCACAAACGCCAACCUGCUCGCCCAUAAAGGAGUUUUGUGAGCCCCUGCCAGGAUCGCUGGAGCCUGAGGCUGGCAUCAAAGAGCACAGUGGCCAUGGGGACCUGCUGGUAGGGGAUGCCCACCAGGACAGCUCGCCUGGGAAGCACCCCAAAGAUGGGGCUCGGCUGGAGAUCGGAGCCCCUGAAGCCAGCUCGGAUUCCAAAGGGGACACCGGCCCCGAAGGCUGGUCCUUGACACAGCCACAGGCUGGAAGCCAGGCUCCGGCUGGGCCGGGGUGCGGGGCUGGCGCUGGCUGUGCCGCCGUGCCCACUGCAGAGCCAUCCCUGGUGCCCCAUGCAGGCACAGCCGCCCCGGAGCAGGUCAUGCCAGGGGAGGAGGCGGUGGGCGCCGGGACCGGGUUAGCGGAGCUGCAGGCUGAUGCCCCGGCACGGGAAGGUUUGGCCAACCAGGACCAGCUCGGGAAAGGAAAAUCCCCUUCGCUGGGGAGGAAAACAGAAGAAAGCACAGAGGAGACCCCAGUGCCCCAAGCAUCCGACCGGUUCGACCCCGAGAGCGUGAACCCCUUUGUGGCAGGGGGCUGCCGGCUGCAGAGCUCCCCCCCGGCAUCCCCACGCCGCCUCCCCCAUCCCGGGGGCAGCGCCGGUGAGCUGGGGGCGGACCCGGAGCCCAAGGAACAGGUCCCCAGACCCGAGGUGGAUUGUUCAGAGAGCGGCGAGAGCGCCGAGUCCAGGAGAGCUGCGCCCAGGAAGGGCAGCAGGAUCCCGGCCAGCAAGCUGACGCCGAAGCGGCACCGAGAGUCCCCCAAGAAAUCAGCCGAGGACGCAGGGAGGGGUCCCACGGACUCACCCCCUCCCCGAGGCUCCCCGCGGCUGGGUCCUGCGCUCCGGGACAGCCCAGGUCCCAACCCCUCUGCUGGCAGCUCGGCGCUGCAAAACUCGCCGACCCUCCCCAGAGGUUCAUACCAGUUUGACCCCAAUAACUUUGACUCCGUGGAUCCAUUUAAGCCCACCAAGACCCUCGCCAGUGCUGACUCCUGCCCCGCUGCUGACAACAACCUGAACGAGAUCCUGGAGUCUCAGACGCUGGAGGUGCAGGAGGAGCUGGGGGAAGGCAGAGACUCCCCGAAGAAGCCCAAGUCACGUCUGAUAACGACCACUGAGCAAGUGAAAUUUCUCUGUUUUCUGUUGAGUGGCUGCAAGGUGAAGCCCUACGAGACACAGUCGCUGGUGCUGGAUGUUUGUGCCCAGGAUGAGGGAGCUCUGAUCCCGGACAUCCCAGCUCUCACAAACCGGGAUGGCCGUGCCACCGAUGAGGAGAAGUUGGCCUCCACCACCUCCAUGCAGAAAGCAGCUGGGCUGGAGAAGAAGGGUUUUGAGAAGGAGAUCUGCAAGCAGAUGAUGGAGAAGGAUGGGCCUGGCAUCUUCCCUGUGAGGCUGUGUUCCAUGGACAAAUCCCCUGUGGCCAUCACCAGCAGGAGUGAGAGUCCCCUGGACACCAUCUGCCUCAGUGAGUCUGAGAAGACAGCUGUGCUGACACUCAUCAGAGAGGAGAUCAUCACUAAGGAGAUUGAAGCAAAUGAGUGGAAGAAGAAAUACGAAGAGAGCCGCCAGGAAGUCUUGGAGAUGAGGAAAAUCGUGGCUGAGUAUGAGAAGACCAUUGCCCAGAUGAUAGAGGAUGAGCAGAGGACAAAUAUGACCUCUCAGAAGAACCUGCAGCAGCUGACAAUGGAGAAGGACCAGGCUCUGGCAGACCUGAACUCGGUGGAGAGGUCCCUGUCAGAUCUCUUCAGGAGAUAUGAAAACCUGAAGGGUGUCCUAGAAGGCUUCAAGAAGAAUGAAGAAGCUCUGAAGAAGUGUGCUCAGGAUUAUCUGACCCGGGUCAAGCAAGAGGAGCAGCGGUACCAGGCCCUCAAAGUCCAUGCAGAAGAAAAAUUAGACAAAGCCAACGAGGAGAUCGCUCAGGUGCGCGCCAAGGCCAAGGCGGAGAGCGCGGCGCUGCACGCAGGGCUGCGCAAGGAGCAGAUGAAGGUCGAGUCCCUGGAGAGAGCUCUCCAGCAGAAGAACCAGGAGAUCGAGGAGCUGACCAAGAUCUGUGAUGAGCUGAUUGCCAAGCUGGGGAAGGCAGACUGAGCCUCACCACCCCUCCUCCAGCACUCUGCACUUGGCUGCUUCUCUCCUCACGUCGAGCACUUUGCCUUAUCCCCCCCAUGCCCCCAGCAGAGCAGCACCCACCUCCAGCUGCCUGCCCUGCUUGGCUGCUGGACCCCACGGUCCCUGUGCCACUUUGUCCCCAUGCCUGUUCCCCUGGGGCCCCAGGGCUGGGCUUCCUGUGGUCAGGCUGGGUCUGUGCACCCCUCCUGGGGUUUGUGCCCCCCUCCUGGGGUCUGCAGUGGGUGGCUGCUGUGCCAUCCUUUUGCACAGGUGCCACCUCUCAGCUGUGGACACACCAAGCUCCAGCAGAAUUCCUGAAGCUGCCUUUGGGGGGCUCUGGGGGGGAUACCACCGUGUGUGAACCCUGUGCCAGUGCUGUGUGUGCCCUCCUGGUAAGGCUGUGGCAUGAGGCAGCCUCGCCUGGCGAGUGGCACCGUGGGGGUGCCAUGGGUUUGGUGUGGUUCAGAGUGUGGUGUGGGGCACGGAAUGGGUGUGCCAUGGGCACUGCCCCUUGGGGUUGGUGCAGAAGCAUCCUGCCCUGCAGAAGGCAGAGGGCAGGGACUGGGCAGUAGGUGCAGGGGUGGAGGUUCUCUGCUGCCUCUGCUGAAGGGGUGGCUGUGAAGUGUCAGCGCAGGGCAGGCUUUGCAGCUUGGGCUGCUUCCCACCCAGCCCUUCCCAGACUUUCACAAAAACCUUUUUGCUGCUACCUUUUUUUGUAAGAGAAUUGAGCUCUUUUCCUUCUAUUUUCUAACUCCCCAUGCCAAGCUUGCAGUGCCACUUCUGUUUAACCCAGAGCCAUACCCCCCAGAGAUAUUUUAUUAGCUACAGGAUGUAUAGAGAGAAUUUAUUGUGCAUUUAAGCUGAUAGAGAAGCUGGCAGCCUGCUCCAGAGCACACAGAGCCUGUUUGCUGUGCCCCCCCAGUCACCCCAGUGAACAUUCUGGGUGGGGGCAGCUGAUGGCUGACACCACUCAGAGCUGGGCACCUGUGGCUGUGUGCAGAACAAUUCUCCUGACAGAAAGGAAAAGCCUUUUUUUCUCUCUUUUUGUUCUUUUUCCUUUGUCCUCCCCACACAUCCCUCUAAUGGGCUGGCAGAGGAGUCCCUGUCACAUGAUCUACAAAGGCUGUUUGGGGAGUCCAAAGCCCAGCCCCAGCCCACCAGAGUCCCCUUCCCCCCAUUUCACCAGCCUUUGGGGUUUUGCAGACCCCAGCACCACUCUGCUCUUCUCCAGGGUCCUCCUGCUCCAACACAGCAUUCCUGCCCGCAUGGGGGUGACCUUGCCUGGCUCCAGUUGCUGGGCUGCAGCAAGAUGGAGGGAGCAGGGAGUGACCCUGAGAAGGUGCAGCUCCUUUGGCCCUGCCGGGGGUCUGUAUGGGUAAAUGACCUCAAGACCCAGAGGUUUUGGAGGGAGCUGAGGUCUUCUCUUUGCAGCCCUUGGGAAACUGAAGGGAGCAGCUCCCCAGAGCUGCACAAAGCUCUCAGAGCUCAUAAGGAGCUUGGCUUGGGGCUGGUUUCUGGUUUGACCCCCAGCAGCUGAGGUCCCAGCACCAGGACUGAUGGAGCUGAAGCACUGAAGGCAGGUCCCGGGGGGGAGGAGCACAGGUCCCAGGGGAGGAGCACAGAUCACAGCAGCCCCACAGCCUCUACCUGAAGGGAUGAAAUUUGGUCUCUGUGUUUGGCCCGGGCCAGGUUUGCUCAUCUGAAGAGCAGAGCAGCAGGCUCUGGGCUCACUGGGAGCCUGCCCUGUCCGAGGUUGGUUUCUCUUCAGGGGUGUUCUGGCCCCACAAGUGGCAGGAAAUGGCAGAAGCUUCAUCCCUUGGCACCUCCCCAAGCCCCUCAGCCUGCCACCAGUGCUGCAGUCUUCCCUUCAGCGAAGAGGAGCUGCUGGGACAGCCUGGCUGGCUGCAGAGAGCAGCUCCAUGGCAAUAAUCCACCCUGGCAGCACCCUCCCCAGUAUCUCCCAGUGCCACUGUGGCUGCCCCUCACCCCAGUGCUGUUGCAUUCCUGUGCCUGUCUGAAUGCACUUCCAGUCCAGGCAAAGAAGAUUCCUAGGGAAUGAUUUCUUGACUAUAAUAUGGUUAUAGAGUUAGAAACAGACCUCUGCUGCUCUAGUUCUGUGUGCUAGGGGCUGUGUUUGUGGCUGUCCUCGGGCAGGACUCUUGCAUCUCUUGCUGCUCUCCAGAGCCACCAGAGGCUCGGCCCCGGAGCUGCCGCUUGGCAUCGCUGCCACGGCACAAUGCUGGCACCUGCGCACCGCUGGCAUGGGGCUGGCAGCACGGGCAGGGCACAGUAAGUCCCUUGCAUGCGUGGUGAGGACACCAAGGGUCCAGCCAAGAUGUGCAGCCGGCAGAGGGAGGCUCCACGGACGCCUGUGCCUGGGGCCAGCAGCCUGGCUGUGUUCUCCUUGCGGUGGAGUUCUCACGGCCCUCGCCAGCAGUGGUGGGAGCCUGCCCGCAGUGUUUGUGUCCCCAAGUGUGCAUCCUCCAGCAGACCCCUGUCCACGAUGAAGUGCCAACGAGUGACCGUUCUGACUGCAAAUUGCUUCCACCCAUUCCCCACCCCCCUCAGCGUGAUCCCUCUCACUCCCAGGCAGGAACCUCCUCUGCAUUGAUUGCUUUGUGCCAUGUAACUGCCACCCCCCAUCGGUUUUAUAUGUCCAAGAGUUGCCCUUUUCUAUGGCAGGUAAAUAUUUGUAAGAGUUAUACUCACACAAAUGAGAUUAUUAUAAUGAUUACUAAUAUAUUUUUUUUCCUCCCCCACAUGUUUCAUUGCUUGAAUAAAA
Messenger RNA from Indicator indicator, 5107 nucleotides. RefSeq names its product transforming acidic coiled-coil containing protein 1 (gene TACC1). The transcript is spliced from 14 exons. The coding region runs from base 1 to 2304 and encodes 767 amino acids. Gene Ontology annotation, cellular component: cytoplasm. NCBI's taxonomy places the organism in Eukaryota, Metazoa, Chordata, Aves, Piciformes, Indicatoridae. Gene Ontology annotation, biological process: cell population proliferation; cerebral cortex development; mitotic spindle organization. The record is from RefSeq and is a predicted model, not a curated record.